AAGAAGAAGAAGAAGAAGAAGGACAGCGACUGACGCGCUCGUUUGUAACGGAAACAAAAUCCAACUUUUUCAAACUUGAAAUGGCGACGAGCCGUGCGGUCAACCUUUAUUUGGACCUUCUUUCUCAGCCUUGCCGCGCCGUGCACAUCCUCGUCAAUGUCGCCAACAUCCCACAUCGCGUCCACACGGUGGCGCUCAGGAAAGGAGAACAUCAGACUGAACACUUCAACAACAUCAACCCCAACAACAAAGUUCCUGUCAUUGAUGACGACGGCUUUGUGCUCACUGAGAGUGACGCCAUCUUGAAGUACUUGUGCACUAAGUACGAUGUUGCGGAGCACUGGUAUCCACGGCAACCAGAGAGGCGUGCCCGGGUGGAUGAGUACACGGCGUGGCAUCACACCAACACUCGACCGCACGCCGCCAAAGUCUUCCUGCUGGAGGUCCUGAUCCCCACCCGGACCAGUUCUGGCGUGGACCAGGCGCUGUUGGGCCGCGCCUUGUCUCAGCUGGACGCCACGCUGGACCUGCUGGAGUCCAUGUUCCUGCGGAGACAGCCCUUCCUGUGCGGCGAUGACAUCACGCUGGCGGACCUGCUCGCCGCCUGCGAGCUCAUGCAGCCUGCAGGCGGCGGCAGAGACGUCUUGCAGGGACGUCCUCAGCUGCGGCGCUGGAUGACCCGGGUCCAGUCGGCGCUGGGCCACGCCUUCCACGAGGCGCACGCCGUCCUGUACGCCGUCAGAGACCGCCGCCAGGCCAAGCUGUGAGCCGUUGCCACGACGACAAGAUGCGGACAGGAAACCGGCUCGUCAAACAGAAUGAAAAAAUAAAAGACUUUAUUAGGAAA
Molecule: messenger RNA, 847 nt
Organism: Nerophis lumbriciformis (worm pipefish)
Lineage: Eukaryota; Metazoa; Chordata; Actinopteri; Syngnathiformes; Syngnathidae
Gene: gstt2
Product: glutathione S-transferase theta 2
Biological process (GO): glutathione metabolic process
Cellular component (GO): cytoplasm
Molecular function (GO): glutathione transferase activity
Source: RefSeq, a predicted model, not a curated record